GAAACGAGUUUUACAAAAUUAGUUUGAGGGAGAGUAAACGAAGAAAAAAAAACGUGUUGGUAACAGUGUUUCUACUUCCAAGUGGCAUUUCUGUCCUACCUGGAACUUAGGUUAGGAAGGGUCCCUUUCUUAUCCAGCCUUCUUCAAGCCAAGGAUGAGGACACACUGAAUUAGCUCCGAUUUUUCUUUAAGAGUAAGCGAAACAUCCAAAAGGGUCCUGUUUUUUUGUCAUUCUUAGAAGUUUCUGAAGAUUGCGAAGGAACGGAACAAAACGAAUCGGACCGAAGAGGAAAAAAAAUAAUUUUGAACCAUUUUGUCCAUUUUCCCUAGUUUUGUGUCAUAUCCCUUUUUCCCACCCUUCGAUGCAUUCGGAUGCACUUGCACAUGAUAUUGGAACGCUGAAGCAGAGCGAAAGAACGCACGCGAGAGAGUGAGAGAGCGCAUGAAUUCCCGCGUUCGGGAUGAAUUUCUCUUUCGUGCCCUGAUGAACUCUUCGGCUUCGGCUUUUCGCUCUCGCGGUUUCAAUUUGCCAAGAGCGAAAGAGUGAGAGAGCGAGAAGAGAGUUUAAUGUUGGGAUGAAAUAAUGGGAAGAAAUAGAAGAGCGAAAUGGUCAAAAUUCGUACCGGUUUCGGAUGCAUUGGGAAAUUUUACUUUAGCGCCGCACGUUCACCGAUAAGUUCAUUCGUUAACAAACUCUCAUCGCAAGCGGACGCACGUUUCUUGCGCUCCGCCACUACAGCUAAGCUAAUACCGCCUAAACUGAACGAGAAAACAAACGUCUAGAACGGUGUAUAAUAAUUAGAUGAGCAUUGCACAAACUUGCUUAUAGUUUUAAACUUCAUCAGAACAUUAUUGUUGUAAUCCCGUACAUCGAUUGUGAAUGUCGUGAAACACCCGUGUGUAAAGUGUGUGCUUGCUUGCGUGAAGUAGAAUCACACGCACCGACGCAAUUACGCAAGGAAGGAGUCUGUUUCGUACACGCAGCACAAAUAUAUAUACGAACAUUUAUUUCGUACCAUCAACCCGACGGUGUGCGUGUGUUGUGAAAAUUGUGAAGUUUUCCUUCCAGUGCCGAGUACCUACCCCCAACGGAAUCGGUGUAAUUCGUGAAGCGUAGCAUAUAGCAAGGCAACCGGCAAGGCAUUAAAAAAAACCUCCAAAAAAUCGAAUCCUUUCCCGAGGAAAAGAAGGAAAAAAAACGGGAAAAAUAUCCCGCCGCAUAAUGAAGAAACCGUGUUGCGCGAAGUGAUGCGAUUGUGUUGUGGCGCGUGUGAAAGCGAGUGUCGUCGUACGUCGUCCGGCUGGUGGAAAACCGGCUGGCAUACGGGCGGUGGUGGUACCCGGUACAAAACCAUGAUGCUGUCCGUGCUGGUAGCAUCCUUCCACACACCGACGAGAAAAGCAGCAGUACAGCGAGCAGUAGCAGCAGCAGCACCAUUGACGAAAAGUUUCUAGGCACCUCCUGGGGGCAGCCACCGCGUUCUUUGCCACCUUUUUCGGUUUUAGUUUUUUAUUUCGUUACGACAUUUCCGUGUGUUCUUGUGUGAGUGAGUGUUUUUUUUCUGUUGCUCCCCCAAAUUUCGGUUGUGUCCGCCUCCCGGUUUCAACAUUUCCAUUUUGUGUGCUAUUCUCUGUGUACGCAUCCUGUGUGCGUGUGUGUGAAUGUAGUUGUGUGCAUCUGCCUCGCCCACCACGAAAACAAGCGAGAGUGCUUUGAAAAGUUUUUCCAGCACCGCAGUUCGUGUUUUUGCACACACAAAAAAGAAGGGCCACAAAAGCCGUGUGUUGUCGUGGUGUGUAUGCGCUUGUGCCGGUCGUACGUGUGUAAGAAAUAUUUCUGUGGCAACGGCCAAAACGCAUAAAAUUCGUUAAAAGUGAAGUGUAGUAGAGUCCUUUCUCUGUGUCCGUUUCGUUGGUGAAAAUAGGACGAAAGGUGUAGAAAAGCAAAUUGGUUCGAAUAUCGCCGCAAUUCGAUCCACCAACAAAAGAUGGAGUUCCUGAAGAUAGUGUUGUUGUUGGUGGCGUUGGCCACCGUGACUGUUGCACGUUCGAGUGUGAUGAACCGCAUGGAUGCGGCCCCGCGUGGCUGCAAGUGGCAACGAGUGUUGGACGAAACGGGCGAAGAGGAAGCACCGGCCACGGUAACGACGGUGCUGUCCUGCAAGCUGAAAACGAUCGGUGGUACGGACACGUUGAUGCGCAAUCUGUCCUCGUACCAGAUCGAACGCAUCAACUCACUGCGGCUAGAGUGCAGUGACAUUCUGUUUUUCGAAAGUUCUCUCGAAGCGAACCAACAUUCUGGGGCAUUUCUGGGAUCGCUUCGCCGUUUGCGCGAUCUUAAGAUCGAGUACUGCAAGAUCAAGUAUGUGCCUUCGAUGGUGCUGGCAACACUGCGUGACCUUCGGUCGCUGUCCCUCCGCACACACAACACAGACUGGUCGGCGAUGAAUCUAGAGUUCCAUCCGGAAAGUUUCCGUGGCUUGACGGAGCUUAAGCGGCUCGAUCUAGCCGACAACAACAUCUGGAGCCUGCCGACGGACGUGUUCUGUCCGCUGUUCUCCUUGCGUCAUCUCAACCUUACCCGCAACCGGCUAACGGAUGUGUCUCAGCUGGGUUUCUCCGACUGGGGCAAUGGACCAACGGCACCGGGUAAGGCGUGCAACACCGGUCUCGAGGUGUUGGAUCUGUCGCACAAUGAUCUGCUUGCCCUGCCCGACAACGGUCUGUCGUCGCUCCGGUCGCUCAGUGUGCUGAUGCUGCAAGACAAUCUGCUGACGGCUCUUGCCGACCGUUCGUUUGUGGGGCUCGGUUCCCUGAAGGUGCUUAACAUGUCCAGCAACAAACUAGUGGCGUUACCGCCAGAGACGUUCCAAUCAACGCGCGAACUACGACAGAUCUAUCUCCAGAACAACUCCCUCUCAGUGCUGGCACCAGGAAUGCUCGAAGGUCUCGACCGGUUAGAGAUCCUGGAUCUGUCCUACAACGAGCUAACGUCCGAGUGGGUGAAACGGAACACAUUUGCCGGCAUGAAGCGACUCGUAGUACUGGAGAUUGCCCAUAACGCCCUUACCAAAAUCGACCGGCACGUGUUUCGGGAGCUGUACAGUCUGCAGAUUCUUAACCUGGAAGCGAAUCAGAUCGAAUCGAUUGCCGAUAAUGCGUUCAGCGAUCUGAAGAAUCUGGUAGCGCUGACACUUUCCCACAACCGAUUGAAACGCAUCGAACAGCACCACUUCUCGGAGCUGUACGUGUUGAACCAGCUGUACAUUGAGUCCAACAUGAUCGAAUCCAUGCAUGGUCGUGCACUGGAAAACCUUACCAAUCUGAACGAUCUCAACCUCAACGAUAACCGGCUGACGGAAAUCCCGGAGGGAUUGGGCAAGCUGCGCUUCCUGAAAUCGCUCGACCUCGGCAAGAACCGUAUCAGCUCGGUCAGCAACGCAUCGUUCGAGGGUCUGGAGCAGCUGCUUGGUUUGCGGCUGGUGGAGAACCGCAUCACGAACAUCUCGCGCGAUGCCUUCGUAACGUUGUCUUCCCUGCAUGUUCUUAAUCUCGCCUCCAACCAAAUCCGUCACAUCGACCAGUCAGCAUUCAGUUCGAACCCAACCAUACGGGCGAUCCGACUGGACAACAAUGAUCUGGAAGAUAUUAGCGGUGUGUUUACCUCUCUACCGGCACUGGUGUUUCUGAACGUUUCCGACAACCAGAUCCGCCUGUUUGAUUAUUCACAUUUCCCGGUGUCACUCGAGUGGCUCGAUAUGCACCAGAACAACAUUACCGAGCUGGGCAAUUACUACGAUCUGAACAAUCUGCAGAUUAAGAUGCUGGAUGUUUCCUUCAAUCGGUUAACCGCGGUCGAUGCGAAAUGCAUUCCCGACAGCAUCGAAACACUGUUUCUCAACAAUAACGCACUGGAGGAAGUUGCAGCCGGUACGUUCCUCUCGAAACGCGCUCUGGAAAAGGUGGUCCUGUACGGUAACUACCUGCGAAAGCUGGAAAUCGGUGCACUCGCACUGACACGCGUUGCCGAUGAUCGUGAGGUGCCGGCCUUCUACCUGGGUGAUAAUCCGAUCCACUGUGACUGUACGAUGGAAUGGCUGCAGGGCAUUAACAAACUCGCCCAUCUGCGGCAACAUCCGCGCGUUAUGGAUCUGGACACGGUGCUCUGUACGAUGGAACACGAACGGGGUGCAAGUAUCCGGCCGCUAAUGGAUCUGCGUCCGCACGAUUUCCUUUGCCGCUAUGAGACGCACUGUUUCGCCACUUGCCACUGCUGUGAGUUUGAUGCGUGCGACUGCAAGAUGACGUGUCCGGAUCGGUGCAGCUGUUACCAUGACCACACGUGGAAGGCAAACAUUGUGGACUGUGGUAGUGCCGAUUACACCGAGGUACCGGAACACAUCCCGAUGGAUGCGUCCACGAUCUAUCUGGAUGGGAACGAACUGCGUCAGCUUGCCAGCCAUCAGUUCAUUGGCAAGAAGAAGCUGGAGGUGCUGUAUCUGAAUGGUAGCAACAUUCGCGACGUACACAACCGUACCUUCAACGGUAUACCGAGCCUGCGGGUGCUACAUCUCGAGAACAACUACAUCAACGAGCUGCGUGGAUUCGAGUUCGAUCAGCUGACGAACCUGAACGAGCUGUACCUCGACCACAACACGAUCGCAUUCGUUGGGGAGCGCACGUUCGAAAGUUUGCGGUUUCUGGAGGUGAUUAACCUGAGCGACAACCGCAUCAGUGAGUUCCGACCGUGGCAAGCGUUUGCCGCUGCUAGUGAGACCGGUUCGCUUGCAAGAGUGUCUCUAGAUGGAAACCGGUGGCGCUGUGAUUGUGAAUCUCUUCGCCGGUUGCAGCGUUGGGUGCGUGGCGUCAGUGGCGACUUCGAUCUGCAGCGUAUGAUCUGCGCCGAUGGUCGGGUUGUGGCCGAUGCCGUUGCGUCUUGCGACAGUCGGCAACCCGGUACGUUCGGUGGAGAUGUUGGAGGAGCGGGUGAGGUGGACGGUGACGGUCCUCCGGCCGUCCAUCGGACGGUUCUGCUCGGGCAUGGACUGAUCGGUGGAGGUUACGUUCCACUGUUAGCUGCCAUUCUUGUUGCCAUCAUCGGUACGGCGCUCAUCGUGGCGUUGGCCUGUGUCUUCCGACAGGAUGUGAGGUUAUGGGCCCAUGCCCGGUACGGCGUGCGGUUAGUGAAGGACCCAAUUAUCGUCGGUGCUGGACGGAAGGAGACAGACUCGGACCGACUGUACGAUUGCUAUCUGGUACACAGUGUGCACGAUAGCGAUUUCGUCGGACGACUGCUCGGUGCUGAGCUGCAGCUGCACGGUUAUUCCGUGUGUCUGCAUCACCGGGACGUACAUCCGGGUGCGUUCCUGGCUGACUCGUUACAGGGUGCGGCAGAUGCCGCCCGCAAACUGCUGCUAGUCGUCUCGAUGAACUUCCUGCAGACCGAAUGGUCACAGCCCCAGUUCCGUGUGGCCCUGCAGUCGGUGAUUGAGAGCAUUCGGCCGGCUCAUCGGCGUCAUAAGAUUGUGCUCGUGCUUACCGCACCGGUCGAGAUUGUGGCGAUGGAUCCGAUCAUGCACCUGCUGAUCCGCACCUGUACCGUAGCGUGCUGGGGUGAGCGAAAGUUCUGGGACAAGCUACGGUACGCGCUGCCGGACGUCCCGAAAGACCGAGUACCUACCAAGCUCGGUGACAUCACGCGUAGUCCGGCGAAUCUGCGCUACACACCCGCACCGACAUCACUCGAGCAGUGGUGCAAGAUCAGCCCGAGCGAAGGUGGAACGGGCGUCGUAGUACCACCCGGUGGGCCGGUACCGGUUCCCGUUGCCAUCCCGCAGAGUACACCAUCGCAAAGCACCUGCAACACGGAGGACGAAUCGUCGUCGUCCGCAUCCUCGCAACACUACGAGGCUCCGAUGAGUCAGCACUACAACAUGAGCCGAUCCAGUGCCUCGCUUGGUCACGUGUACUCCACGAUACCGGAGACGCCCCAGAUGGGGCGCAACGGAAGAGCUUAUUUCGUGUAAAAAAAAAUACAAGGGCGAAGACGGUACUUUCCUAUUUUAUGUAUGUUUUUUCCCAAAAAACAAGAAAAAUGCGCGUUUGUACAUAAUUACUAUAUACACACACAAAACCUAGAAAAUAACGCAUAUACGAAUACGAAGUUGCUAACGGUUACGAUACUUCAUAGUCAGAAAAACGCAAAUGUUUGCAGUCAAACGCUAUACAAAGGCAGUCAAUUUUGUUGAUUUUUAGUUUUAAACAAAUUUGCGAAUAAGGUAUUACACAACACUCGCCUAACUCGUUAACAAAAAAUGAUCUCUUUGGCCACGCAACGUAACAGGGGAUAUGCGUGACGGUGACGACAAACGUGUAUCUUGGGUCAAAGGGUUUUGAGGACCGCUUCUGUAUAAUCUUCCGAAAUGUUUAAAAUUUUCCGGGCAUUACAUGUUGGUGGACAGAAAUUAGCACACAAAACAAAAUGAAGCAAAAAUUUAAAACGAAGCACAAAAAUUCCCCAACUAAAAAAAGAACGGAAAAUCGCCUAGAUGUUACUCAUUUAUUGCGCCACUGCUCUUAUUUGCCAAAUAUAUUUCAAUGUCUUUUACAAGCCGGUCAAAAAAGGCCCGAAGAUUACAGAAAAUUUAAAGGACCAGAGAUAGGUGAAGGAAGGGGAAGAAGGCUUUAGCGGUGGGAAAAGAGGAGGAGAAAAAAACCGUGUGUGUGUCGUCUGUACUGUGAGAAGAAUAUAUAGGACUAAAUAUAUAUAUAUAUGACUUAAAUGAUCGUGAUACUAGUUUUUACAUGGCCUUCCAUCAGAGAGUGCACUCCUUUGUGCGUGCCUCUCGCACGGUUAAUCGAUAAAUGGUUCCGAUGCAAAAAGGAGCUGACUUAACAUGGACACACACACACUGAAAAACCACAUCGUAAUAAGCACAAAACACCUAACGUUAAGUAAAUAAGAAAAUGUAUAAUUGUACUUUAUGUGAGACCGCUUGGUGGUUUCGUACAGUGGGAAAACGCUCGUCGAAUGUACACACUAGAGAAAUUUGUUCUAAACUUUGCCCCGCACACAACCACACGAAAGCACUAACAUCCGCCACCGCGCCGCGGGUGCGUACUUUCUGUUUUGUCUGUUUCCGAUAAUUGUACUCUCCUGUUGUUGCAGAUGGGAAUGUAGGGAAGGUAUAGUAACGAAAGGGAUGUGUGACUAUUAGCCACACAUUUAGCGAGCGCGUUGAGUUUGGUGUGCCAUUUUUGUAAGAGGAAAAAUUAAACGGAAAUGAAAAUUACAACCAGAACUGACCAAGAUGGAUAGGGCGAAAAGAGGGAACGCAAAAUGAAUGAAGAAGAGUCUGAAGCUGUGCAGUUGCAGGAAAACAUUUCACAUUAAUGCCAUAGAGAGUGCAAAGAAUUACAGGAAGAUAAAAACUUAAUGUAAAUUAACCAAGUUACCGAAUGAAUUUUAGCUACACAGAAAAAAAAAGAAACACAAACACUGAAAAUACAGAAAGCACAAAAGGACAAAGACAAAAUUAUAUAAUUUCCCCAAAAACCCCACCCAGAUGAAAAUGAGAAACAAAUGGCAUACAUAUGCACCGUGCAUAUGGACCGUUCGGAAGGGUCUCACAUAGGAAAGAAAUGGGUGAAAAACUCAACAACCACCAAACACUCGCAAAAAAAAGAAGGGCACUCAAUGAAAAACAAAACAAAAACUCGCGCUCCAAUUUGUACAUUUCGACUAGAGGAUAAUAAUUUAUUACAAAACAAGCGCGAUGAGAGCGAUACAGAAGGAACGAAACAAAAAAGUGGUCAAGAAAUAAAAAAAACGCGAUAAAUAGAGAAGUGUGCAAAGCGAACAUAGAUAG
This is a messenger RNA of Anopheles funestus (African malaria mosquito), 7868 nucleotides long. Its product is annotated as toll-like receptor Tollo. The record is from RefSeq and is a predicted model, not a curated record. The transcript has a single exon. Gene Ontology annotation, molecular function: protein binding. Gene Ontology annotation, biological process: signal transduction. Lineage: Eukaryota; Metazoa; Arthropoda; Insecta; Diptera; Culicidae. The coding region runs from base 1989 to 6026 and encodes 1345 amino acids.